AUAUUUGACAUAACAUAUAUAUUUCUAUAUAAAUAUACAUCUAACUAAACGUUACGCCAUUAUUUUAGAAGGUAUCAUUCCACUGCACUUCGUUACAACUCUGCUAAUAAAAGUUAUCAGCGGACAGCCGUCACUUAUCGACGAGCCACCACAAAUUCUUUCAACAGAAACAAUUUUGGUAAUAUUAAUUAAAUGCUUUGAUUACAUCUACCUGCAAGCCGGCGCAAUGGACACAUAUUCGGUGGAUAUUGUACAUCAAGCUAUAAACGCAUUAUUUCAAGGCACCAAUCCCAAGGAGCAGGAAAAGGCCAACAAAUGGCUACAGGAGUUUCAAAAGUCGAUAUAUUCAUGGACCAUUGCAGACGAGUUGCUGCAUCAGAAACGCGACUUGCACGCCAACUACUUUGCCGCUCAGACGAUGCGUAAUAAAAUACAAAACUCCUUCAGCGAGCUGCCGCCACACACACAUGAAUCUCUGCGGGACUCGUUGAUUACACACAUUGGACAGAUUGACGAGCAGACAGACAAUGUGAUUGUAACGCAGCUUAGCUUGGCCGUCGCCGAUUUAGCGCUGCUAAUGGCCACGUGGCAGGAACCGAUUAGUGAUUUGUUAAAGGCGCUCGCUCCACAUCCUGCAGCCAUUUGGCCAUUACUGGAGGUGCUGAAGGUGUUGCCCGAGGAAAUUGAUUCGCGCUAUUUGCGAUUGGGCGCGAAUCGUCGCGAACAGGUGCACAAGCAGCUGGACGCCAGUGCCGAAUGUGUAUUAGAAUUUCUGUGCGUGUGUGCACAACGCAAGGAUCUGGACCAGCAUCGCAUUUGGAAUGCCACGCUUCGCACCUACAGCGCCUGGCUGGUGAUUCAAGCGUUCCCCCUUUCCCAUAUCUGCGACAAUGCGCUCUCCCAGCUCGCCUUCCGGCUGCUCAGCCAGCCAGCGGAAACGACUGGCAAACUGCAUGACAAUGCCACCGAAUGCGUCUGUGCCCUGCUCAGCUGCAUGGGCUCACGCAGCGGCAACCUGGAAGCCGACCCACAAGUGGCGCGUAUAUUCGAGGCAGUCUGUCAUUUGGAGACGGCAUAUCAUUUAAGUGUGGCCCACGAGGACACCGAUAAGACGAUCAACUAUUGCCGCAUCUUCACAACGCUUUGCGAUGCUUUCUCAUUAGACAUUUUUGAAUCGCAGUAUGCGAUGAAGGGCUUGGAUCUGGUGCUGCUAUGUGUAGGUCAUUUCGACUACGAAGUGGCCGAGAUCACAUUCUACUUGUGGUACAAACUCAGCGAGGAUCUGUUCCAGCGCUACGACGAGAAGUUGACAGCUCGCUUUAGACCACACAUUGAACGGCUGAUUAGCGCUCUAUAUCGACAUGCACAAAUGGAAAGCGAUCAUGACGGCCUCAUCGAGGAGAACAAUAAUUUCUAUGACUUUCGUCGGAAGGUCUCCGAUCUGUUAAAGGAUGUGGCGUUCAUUGUGGGAUCCGGUGCGUGUUUUAAGCAAAUGUUUAUUAUACUACAAGAGCCAAACACGACGUGGGAGCACACUGAAGCGGCACUCUUUGUUAUGCAAAAUGUGGCCAAGAACAUAUUGCCCGAGGAGAAUGAUGUGAUACCCAAGGUGGUUGAGGCGAUACUCAAUAUGACGGAUCAGACACACAUUGCGGUGCGCUAUACAUCAAUAAUGCUCAUAGGUGAACUGUGCGACUGGAUUGAGAAUCACUCUGACCUGCUCGAGGCUGUGCUCAACUUUUUGCUGUAUGCGCUGCAGCAGAAGAACGGCCUGGCACCGGCGGCGGCUAUUGCGCUCACUUCUAUCUGUUCAGCGUGCAGGCAGAAAAUGAUUUGCCAUAUCAGCGGCCUGGUGGAGAUAGCGCGCAGCUUGGACAGCUUUCAGAUCAACAAUGAUGUUGCUAUUGGUCUACUGAAGGGCAUAUCUCUGAUAUUGACAAAGCUACCGCAAGAGCAGCUGCAGCCAGCAUUACGAGAGAUUGUGGGAUUUCAGCUGCAACCGCUCGCCCAAUUACUAGAGACCAGCCAUUGCCAACUGGCUAAGGGUGAGCGCAGCGAUCCCGUUUAUUGGAUUGAUCGCGCCUGUGCGAUAAUACGCCACACGAAUCCCGAUGUGCCCGACAAUGUGGAGCAUCCAACAGUUGCAAUAUUAAAUGAUGCCUGGCCACUCAUCUCGCGCGUGCUAGAAAAGUAUCAGAGCGAGUCGCGCAUUAUGGAGCGCACCUGCCGUCUAAUACGCUAUGCCAUUCGCAUGGUGCGUAAGCAGGCAGUGCUGCUGGUGGAGCCGCUGAUCAAGCAGAUCGUUGUGCUCUAUGCGCUGCAGCAUCACAGCUGUUUUCUAUACGUCGGUUCUAUACUGGUCGAUGAGUUUGCCAAGUCGAAUGAAUGCAUUACAGGUCUGCUGGAAAUGCUGCAGGCCUUCAUCGAACCCACGUUUGGGCUGUUGCAGUUGGAGAACGGAUUGCGGAACAAUCCUGAUACUGUUGACGAUUUCUUUCGGCUGGCCUCACGCUACCUAGACUGCUGUCCGUUGCAGCUGCUCCAAAGCAGCCUCAUCACACCCAUAUUCCAGUGCGCGCUGAUAGCCUGCUCGCUGGACCAUCGGGAGGCCAACUCGUCGGUGAUGAAAUUCUUUAUCAAUCUGCUCACUUGGGGACGCAGCAGCAACCAUCGCCACAGCGAGUGUAGACCGCUGGUCAUUGAGCUGGCCACGCAGCAUGGCGGCGCUCUAGUCAUGAAUCUGAUACAGGCAUCCGUGUUUCAGCUGCACUCCUAUAUGCUCGCCGACGUCGCCGAGGUGCUCAACGAACUGAAGCACGUUGUUACGCAGUCACAAAUGGAGCCCUUCCUUGCCCAUGCGCUGGAAGCGUUGCCCAAAAAGAAUAGCGGUGGCUAUGUAACAGCCACACAACAGCAAUUGGAUGAGUUUAGUAAUACAGUGCUGAGAGCGGACACCACAAAAGCCGUUGCACAGGCACUGAAAACGUUUACGCGACUGUUCCGUUGAAGCAGUUGCAAGCUGCAUUGCUGCACCACCAUACCACAAUACGUUGGCGUUUGGAAGUUGUCCACGAUGAUAUGUACAUUUGAAAUUAUGUAUACGCAAUGUUGAGCAGCCGCUGAGAACAAUGAAGACAUGCCAACUUGUUGGAUGGAUGCAUGCGUUCGUAUUUAAACAUGUAACUAUAGUUGGUUAGCGUUACAACGCUGCGUGCGUAGAUCAAGCGAUCCUCACGAAACGUACCAUAAGUUGAUUUAUUUAAGUGCACCUUAGAUUUUAAUUUAAAAAUUGACUUACAAUAUAUUCUUAAAAAUGUUUAAUGACCACCAAGUGCAGCUCAUUUAGUUUUUUUUUGUAAAA
Messenger RNA from Drosophila hydei, 3361 nucleotides. RefSeq names its product transportin-3 (gene Tnpo-SR). The record is from RefSeq and is a predicted model, not a curated record. Gene Ontology annotation, cellular component: cytoplasm; nuclear membrane. Gene Ontology annotation, molecular function: small GTPase binding. Lineage: Eukaryota; Metazoa; Arthropoda; Insecta; Diptera; Drosophilidae. Bases 227 to 3007 code for a protein of 926 amino acids. The transcript is spliced from 5 exons. Gene Ontology annotation, biological process: protein import into nucleus.